AUUAGGACCCAUCAGCGAGCACACAAUGUGUGCCUUGUUUUUGUCCUGAUAAGAAAAGAAGGAUGAUUGUUUUUCUUCUCCUGAGUCUGAGGAAACCAGGGAAACCAAAGAGGACAGAGAGUGGACUCAGGAAGAAGAAGAAACGACACAAGAGAAGUUCUGCUCCUUAAGACCAGCAGCUGAUUUACUAGUUUAAUCACAUUACCCCCAUAUCCCUGUAGAGAGAUAUGAAAUGCAUAAACAUUUCCAAAACAUUCCCCAAGAGGAAGCCAUGGACAGUCUGAGCAUUCGCCGCAGCAGCAUAGCUUCAUAUGACACGUGCCACAUGUAACUCAUUUACCUGUGAAAAGACAGAUCAUCUCUGAAACUGGAGUUUGAACUCAAAUAUGUAAGGAAUCCCUUGGAUGGACUGUCAGUCUGCUGGCAAGUAGCACUGCUGUUGUCACUCCUAAGCAUGGGCACCAUGCCACUGCAUCGUGUGAGUGGAAUAUUAGUAUUCCUCAGUGUCUGUCUGAUUUCCUUUACACUGCCUUGCGAUGGAGGGAACAUCCUGGUGUUCCCUGUAGAUGGCAGCCACUGGGUCAAUAUGAGGAUCCUGCUGGAAGAGCUUCAUGCCAGAGGACACAACCUCACUGUGAUCAGGGCCUCCACCAGCUGGUACAUCGCAGAAAAGUCUCCUCUCUACACGUCCAUUACAAUUGAAAUGGAGGAAGGCUUAGAGAACUUUUUUGAUGUGUACCUGCAGGAGCAUAUGAGGGCACAGAGAGAGGGAGCCUCAGCACUUACUUUCUUCAAACUCACCAAGGAUUUCCUUUCUAUGAUUUCUGAGGCCCAUUCAUUGUGGACUGAGGCCCUGGUUCAAAUCUUUCAUGAUAAAAAUAUGGUCAAAAGCUUAAUGGAUUCCCAAUAUGAUCUUGUUCUCACUGACCCAGCCAUUGCACCAGGUGUUGUACUAGCCAAGUAUCUCAAACUGCCCAUGGUGCUCAAUGUUCGCUGGAUCACCAGCGGAGAGGGCCACUUUGCAAUUGCCCCAUCACCUCUCUCUUACAUCCCAGUGCCAGGAUCAGGCUUAACUGAUAAAAUGAAUUUCAUGCAGAGGAUCAAGAACAUACUUUUCCACAGCAUUAUACUGUUCCAGCAGAAAUUCCUGGUGGGGCCGAGCUAUGAUGCCAUCUGUGAUAAAUAUAUCGAGGGUGGAUGUGACAUCAUCUCGCUUCUUCAAGAGGCAGACAUUUGGCUGUUCAGGUCAGAUUUUGUGUUCGAGUUCCCUCGGCCCACGAUGCCAAAUGUUGUCUACAUAGGAGGUUUCCAGUGCAAACCGGCCCAGCCUCUGCCAGCAGACCUGGAGGAGUUUGUACAGAGUGCUGGGGAGCACGGAGUGAUCAUCAUGACUCUGGGAACUUUGGUUAACGCUUUGCCCAAAGAGGUUGCAGAUGAAAUUGCCAGCGUCUUUGCCAAGAUGCCUCAGAAGGUGAUAUGGAGGCACAUAGGGGAGCGUCCCUCCACCCUGGGCAACAAUACUCUGAUAGUGGACUGGAUGCCACAGAAGGACCUCCUGGGCCACCCACAGAUCAAAGUCUUUGUAGCUCACGGUGGAACCAACGGAGUCCAAGAGGCCAUUUACCACGGGGUCCCUGUGCUUGGCAUACCCUUGUUCUUUGACCAAUAUGACAACCUCCUACGUUUGCAGGAAAGAGGAGCUGCAAAGAUCCUCCAGCUAGGCGACAUUAACGGCCGCAGUUUUGAACAAGGUCUUAACGAAGUGCUCCAUCAGGACAGCUACAGACAGAACAUCCAAAGACUAUCACGUUUGCACAGAGAUCAGCCAAUGACACCAAUGGAUCAGGCCAUCUUCUGGGUGGAAUAUGUCAUGCGCCACAAAGGGGCUCCACACCUGCGUACAGAGGCUUAUAAGAUGCCCUGGUACUCAUACUACUGUGUAGAUGUACUGCUACUGUUGCUGACUGCAGCAACUGUAAUGCUGCUCUCUGUUUUGGCAAUUUUCAGGUUUCUGUGCUGCAGAAGUAGAAGAAAGACCAAAGCCAAACAACACUAACUGAGGUUAAGAAAUAUACAGCUACAAUGGGUUUUCUAAAGCACUGUGUUUAGAUUAAAUAUACAUCUUAAGGUAUCUCAUUUAUUCCUCUUUAUUAUUUAUGAAUCAGUGUCAAUCAGUGAUUUAGACAUAAAAAUAUAAAUAUAGUUAAAGUAACAGUUAAUAGUUAAAUCUCUUUCUUGUUUCAAAAUCAGUUGUCAAAUAUAUCUUGGCAGAUUAAGAUCCUGGUUAUAAUAGUCUCAUCUAGUCAACAUUAUUCUCUAAUUUUACAUUUACUGUAAUAUUAAAAAAACACCAAUCACUGUCUCACUGUUUUAUUUUUUAUUGAUCAUUAUCAUGAGUUUAAGUUGUACCAUCAAUUUCCAAUGUGCCAAACCCCAAAACCAGCUCAGAUGUUUUAUGAAUUCUCUUAAGAUAUUUUGCACCCAUUUCAUUUUUGAUUAUGAUCAAUAAAUUUUGAAUUAAAAAGAAA
Molecule: messenger RNA, 2528 nt
Organism: Lates calcarifer (barramundi perch)
Lineage: Eukaryota; Metazoa; Chordata; Actinopteri; Centropomidae
Gene: ugt5d1
Product: UDP glucuronosyltransferase 5 family, polypeptide D1
Exons: 6
Coding region: 455-2056 (533 amino acids)
Molecular function (GO): UDP-glycosyltransferase activity
Source: RefSeq, a predicted model, not a curated record